This is a messenger RNA of Capsicum annuum, 1552 nucleotides long. Its product is annotated as ELMO domain-containing protein A. The coding region runs from base 497 to 1327 and encodes 276 amino acids. The record is from RefSeq and is a predicted model, not a curated record. Lineage: Eukaryota; Viridiplantae; Streptophyta; Magnoliopsida; Solanales; Solanaceae. The transcript is spliced from 10 exons.
UCAUUCCCUUCUAAUUUAUGACAACUCCUUACAUCACCCUCGAUCCCCCACCCUCUGGCAACUUGGCUGCCUCUACUCCAACGUCACAUUUUCCGUGAUCUUCUACUUUCCAUUUUCUAUGAUUGAUGAUCAGAAAAAAAAUCCAGAAACGAAAAUUUCGUAUCAAGAAUCUCUCAUAAUUGAGAGACACAACUCGUAAUAUAGACACACAAUAACUAUAUCUCCUAGCUGGUCAUAAAUACUUUUAACAACUUUCCUUCCAUGGCUUUGUUGUUCAUGUAGCAGAUCUUGCGGCGUCAAUAAAGAAACCUUCCAUUUUCUUGAUCCCAAUUUUCCACAUUUUGGUUCAAUUCCAUAAAAGGAAGUCUUCAUUGGCUUACAAGUUACAAGGACUUAUUCCUAAAAAUCAUCACAAACCUCCCUUAUUUUGUGUCGGUAGAUUUUUAGUGUUAGCAUUCAAUUUUUAGUUCAAUUUAAUUUUGUUUAAAUUGGUAAAAUGGAGGAUAGCGGAGAAUCUUUCGUGGCAGUGAGGAGGAUGUCGCAAGGAUUCGAUAGAGGAAAUAGUACUUGCCAUUCUACUUCUGGUUUAGUCAGGCCUAGUUGCACUGAGUUUUCUGAGGUCAUGGCAGGAUCAGCAGCAUGGCUUGGCAGAGGCCUUUCAUGCGUUUGUGCCCAGGGAAGCGAUAUUGAUGCCCGUCCAUCAUUUGAACUGACACCAGCUCAGGAGGAAUGCUUGCAGAGACUACAAUACCGUAUAGAUGUUGCAUAUGAUAGUUCAGAUCCUGAACACCGGGAAGCUUUACGAGCAUUGUGGAAAGCUGCCUUCCCUGUGGAAGAACUCCAUGGUUUAAUAUCUGAGCAAUGGAAGGAAAUGGGUUGGCAAGGAAAGGAUCCAUCUACUGACUUUAGGGGUGCCGGAUUCAUAUCACUGGAGAACUUGUUAUAUUUUGCGAGAAAUUUCCCGAGAUCGUUCCAGGAUCUUCUUCAAAAGCAGGAAGGUGACAGGGCAUUAUGGGAAUACCCAUUUGCUGUUGCUGGUGUCAACAUCACAUUUAUGCUUAUCCAGAUGCUUGAUAUAGGAGCUAUAAAACCAAGAAAUCUGGUGGGAGCAACUUUUUUGAAGUUUCUUGCAGGAAAUGAAUCAGCGUUUGAUCUGCUAUAUUGUAUCACGUUUAAGCUGAUGGAUCAGCAGUGGCUUGCCAUGCACGCAUCAUAUAUGGACUUCAAUACAGUUAUGAAGUCCACUCGUCGACGAAUUGAAAGGGAACUUUUGCAAGGAAACAUAAAAAGGUUGGAGGAUUUGCCCUCAUAUAGACUUCUUAACUGAUAGUUAUUGUAGCUGUGGCAUUUAUACUUCUUUUUAUUUGUCAUGACAUCAGCGAAAGGGAAGUGAUUUUCUUGCCUGUUAUGUGAUAUUUGUUGGUUUCUUAUGUCAUGGUCUUUUAUGGUGGCACUUCUAGUUUUGUUAGAAUGAGAUGCUUCUCGAUUCUUAGAGGCGGAGAAAGGAAGUAACAGAUUUCUGCAGUGGAUGAUUUAAUUUGUUCUCUGACUA